Stegodyphus dumicola is the source of this 2409-nucleotide messenger RNA. RefSeq names its product homeobox protein Nkx-6.2-like. Gene Ontology annotation, biological process: regulation of transcription by RNA polymerase II; cell differentiation. Lineage: Eukaryota; Metazoa; Arthropoda; Arachnida; Araneae; Eresidae. Gene Ontology annotation, molecular function: RNA polymerase II cis-regulatory region sequence-specific DNA binding; DNA-binding transcription factor activity, RNA polymerase II-specific. The record is from RefSeq and is a predicted model, not a curated record. Gene Ontology annotation, cellular component: nucleus.
GUGACCAAGAUGUUCGCCUCAGUGAUAAAGUGCACUUCACUUAAAACACUUCGUGUCUUCUGUCUCGGAAGAUAAAUCAAUGUUCUUCUUCUGUUUAUUGUUGCUAACAAGGCAUCGAGUGUCAAAAUGUGAAGAAAACAACUUAACGGAGCAUUAGACAGUGGUUUUAAUUACACUGUAAAAGAAUGAGUAUAUCUCUUUCCUUAACUGAAUUGCUAAUAGCAUUUCAAAAGUACAGACCGAAAAAUAAAGUGAAAUCAGUCGCUGUAAGAAUUAAAAUAUUUCGACAUUUCUGCGUUCAGAAUUGUUGAAAAAUUUUUGUUUACCUUUAGUUUUUUAAAGACUAAGUGUUAUUGAAGAUAAAUUUCACAUGAAUGUUAGUUUUACGCAAUGGCUAUAGAUGCAUCAGUAAAAAAAUGAAAACUAAAAUAGCAUAGAAUAGCGAAUUUCGUUUUUUUUCCCUUCUGAUAUUGUUCAUUUUCUUUGUUUUUUUUUUUAAAUCUGAAAGUAUAAUGAAAGGGUUUACAAGAGAAAUCAAUAGUUUGAAAUUCAGAUUAUAAAAAUUGUCUUACAAAGAUUGAGUAUGUGACUUACUAGCCUCCAGUCUUAAACAAAACUUCGCUUUUUAUUCUUCUACUCUAACCUCUAAAAUUCAGCUGAGAUCUCAUUUAGAUUAAUUGGCUGCUUGUUUUGUCUAUGUAAGUGAUUUAGAGAAAUUAUCCUCGUCUUGGUAAGGCUUUUUAAGUGAGACCUUACUUCUGUAUUAGACCAUUUUUAAAAUACUUCUAAAGAUAAUUGGAAUUUACUCCGCCUGACCAUUUUCUGAGAUAAACAACUAUUUCAGAAUAUUAAGAAAUGAUUACAAUAUAUCUGCAACAAUCACUGUUUUAUUCAUGAAACAUAAACUUCACUUGAUGGAAAUGCAUCGUUUUGUUCCUGCAACUCUGAAACAUAUAUAUUUCAGAUCAACUUCCUUACAUACAUCUUAUUACUAAACUGUCGCUCAUUUAUUUUAAAGUUUUGACAGAGACAUGCUGGAAUUUAAUCCACCAACGACAUCGACUAGUGCUAGCUCGAUGCUUUCCAUGCUGAAUUUGAACAUGGAAGCAGUAUCUCGUCAAAAUUUCUUAUUAGGAGCUAGUCCUCCUCUGGCUGCUUUACACACUAUGGCAGAGAUUAAAGCGUCAGCUCUUGGACCAUACCGCGGAUCAACAACUCAGCCUUCCACUGUCAAAUCACCCGGCAGCUCAAUUAUCCCUGCAUCAUCUGCGACGCCCCAUGGUAUCAAUGAUAUUCUUAGUCGACCGACAAUGACAUCACCUCCUACCUUAGGAGCUUUGGGAGCAACAUUGCCAAGAUUCAGCCUAGGUGUUGGACCCGGAAUGUACUUCUCCCCAGCUAAUCCUGGUCUGCAUAAACUUGGACUAGGAGAUAUACCAGGAAGACCUUCACACGUCUACUGGCCUACUGUAAAUCCUUUGUGGAGAGAUCGACUGGCAGCUCCUCAAGUAUCUGCUCAAGGCUGUACUGACAAAGAUGGUAAAAAAAAGCAUACAAGACCUACAUUUUCUGGCCACCAGAUUUAUGUUCUGGAGAAAACAUUCGAGCAAACUAAAUACCUUGCUGGACCGGAAAGAGCCAAGCUUGCCUAUGCCUUGGGAAUGUCCGAAAGCCAAGUAAAAGUAUGGUUCCAGAAUAGAAGAACAAAAUGGAGAAAGAAACACGCAGCAGAAAUGGCCAGCGCAAAACGAAAACACGAUUCAGAAGCUGAACACUUUAGGCACGAGGAUAUAUCUGAUCGAAACGACACCAAGCGCCUCAAACUGAAUGUUCUAAGAUCUAACUGUAGACACGACGAUUCAUCGGAGAGCAUACUUUGACAUCGUAGACCAUCUGUAAAUACGUCUUUUCAUGUCAGCAACUCAACAGCUAUUCCAAAACUAAGUUCCAUUUAUGUCAUCACUAAGGAUUCUACAUUAAAGCAGAAUUCACCAGAAUACUAGCUUCUCCAUUGUUUGAUGUCUUCCAAUUCAUUAAAAUCCAAGAACUUCUACAUGAAUUGGAAAAUAGAUAGAAAAAUUAUUAAAAUACUCAUCAAAGAAACAUAAAGACUAGUCGUGGAAUUUAUAUUCAUUGAGAUGUAGCAAAAACGUUGUCUGAUUGAUUUCGUGUGAAGUUUCUAAAACUAUUUUGAAAGACUUUACUCAGCUCUGUCUUUGUACUUUCGCAAUUACAGAUUGUGACGCAAGUUCACAUGAUAAAAUUGUUCCUAUUCACAUGAUUUUUGUUCGUCUCACUAAUGUUGAGUGCAAUUUUAUGUGACACCUUUAGAUAAUGAAUUCUAUAUUUGCAAUCUAAAUUUUAAUCUACGAGAAAGGAUAUUGUAUGUAUGCAGAUGUCUGAUAAACA